CCCAACCCUGAGGUCCAGAACGGGGGUCUUGAGGGAUAGACGUCCCUGAGAAGAGCUAUCCCUGCCCUGGGCCCACCUCGGUCCCCACGCUCCCCCCAAGCCCAGAACUGGCAGCGAUGGCAGCUGAGGAGGAUGGGGAGCAUUGCCUCCCCGGGCACCCCCCAGAGAGCGUGGCACCCAGGAGUCCUCGCCGUGGAGCGGCUGCCUUCUCCUAUGCGGCCCUGGGGCUGGGGGGGCUCCUGGCUGUGGCUGUGGCCAUUCUGCUCGCCUGUCUGUGUCGGCUCCAUCGGAGAGUGAGGAAGCUGGAGAGGAGCUGGCCUGUUGCCCGGCCAGGCCCAGGCCCAGCUCCCCGAGCAGGAGGACCUCCACUACGCGUCUCUGCAGCGGCUGCCCUGCAGCCAGGAAAGGGGAGCCCCCCCGCAGGACCCCGCCACCGACUACACCUUCAUUGCUGACCAGAAGGCCGCCUGAGCACCCCCCGCCGCGCACCCUGUGCUCCCCCAGGAAGCACCUUGGUCUCAAGCUUCCUGUGUCAGCAGCUCCGUCCACCUCACGCCCCUCAGCACCGCCACCACCAAACCUGCGUGACUUCCCUUCCCACCCUCGGGGCUCAAGUAGGGUGUCAAGGGACCAGGCUCCCUGAGGCUUGAAAAGAACGCAGUAGUCCCUCCUUUAUCCACGGUUUGGCUUUGACACAGUGGAAACACUGGUCCGGUUACCCACAGUCAGAAAAUAGUAAAUGGAACAUUCCAGAAAUAAAUAUCUCCUGAGUUUGAAGUCGCGCACCAUCCUGAGCAGUGUGA
Messenger RNA from Pipistrellus kuhlii (Kuhl's pipistrelle), 803 nucleotides. It is a transcript of the gene LST1, whose product is annotated as leukocyte specific transcript 1. Gene Ontology annotation, cellular component: membrane. The record is from RefSeq and is a predicted model, not a curated record. Gene Ontology annotation, biological process: immune response; cell morphogenesis; dendrite development. The coding region runs from base 117 to 455 and encodes 112 amino acids. The transcript has 4 exons. Lineage: Eukaryota; Metazoa; Chordata; Mammalia; Chiroptera; Vespertilionidae.